UUUGAAUUGAAUCGCACUUCCUUCUGCCGGCUUGAACCUUGCGAGGAAAGCGAACAUUGUCGAUCGUUGUCUGCCGACGAAAUAACUUCGCUUUGAAGUAAAUGAACAGAAAACAAAAUGAACACUAUGGAGAAGAAGCUGGCGGACUUGAUACGUGAACACCCGAAUCUGUACGACCAGUCGCGGCGGGAUUACAAAGACAAUCUGAAGGGGCACUUGUCGUGGAGAGACAUCGCAGACAACAUGGGAAAGUCUGAAGAGGAGGUGAAGCUCAAAUGGAAAAAUCUACGCGACAAGUUCUGUAAGGCGAAGAAGCGACUGGCCAAGCGAAGCUUCCCUCUGCUGACAGACGAGGAGAUCCCGGUGGAGCGGCCCGUCCCGGUGCUCUACCACCAGCUGGCCUGGCUCAGCGCCUAUGUCAAAACCAGGGCAGAGACUGACGAGGUAGCUGGAAGUGGUGAUGAUGUGGAGACAGAGCGAGAUAAAGAUGAGAAGGAGCUGCAUUCCCCCCUGCACGUCGUUAGUACUAGCUUUUCUCUUGUGGAGUCUUGUCCAAACAACCAUCAGGAGAUGGGAGUUCCUCUUAAGCGUAAAAGGCAAACCAACACAGAAGCGGAGAUAAGCUCUGCAGAUGCCCUCGCUAACCUCAGAGAUGAAGAUGAACUGUUUCUGCUCAGCCUUCUGCCUUCACUGAAAAGACUCACCAUUAAAAAAAGAAUGGAGGUACGGAUGAAAUUUCAGCAAGUGCUUUAUGCUGCAGAGUUUGAGGACUAAAUAGUAAGGCAAUAAAAACUCCUAUGAUCAGUAGUAGUUUAUGAUUCUAUAAGCAUUGAACCUGUAAAUAGAUGUUUUAAACCAUCAUAACUUUUUAAUAUUUAUUUUUGAUUUCCACUGCUAUUAAAAACAUCAAUAUGUAGAUCUCUACAAUUCCGUGUUAUCAGUGGCAUCCAUCUAUUUAUUAAGAGCUUUAUCUCUUGGGUUGAAAACAGAGAAGAGUCUUUAAUUUUGAAUGUAAGGUAUAGAUAGAGCCACUCCUUUGUUACUAUGUAUAAAACAAGAGCAAACAUAGAAUUAAUUUGGUAUACAUGCAUUAAAGUAUAUAUGACUGAAAAUCUAAGUAUUUUCUUUAACCUUGUAGCUACAAAUAUGGGAAGUGAGGUAGCAAGUUAGUACUUAGGUACUUUUCAAAUGGCUUUUGUAGAUUAUACAAAACUCUGUGACUGUACAUAAACAUAUCUCCUUUAUCAAUUUGAAAGAGUAAUUUCUACUGUAUAUAUAUCUUUUUUUUAACAAAUAAAUAUUUUCUUUAUCCAGAAA
Molecule: messenger RNA, 1317 nt
Organism: Centropristis striata (black sea bass)
Lineage: Eukaryota; Metazoa; Chordata; Actinopteri; Perciformes; Serranidae
Exons: 2
Coding region: 118-774 (218 amino acids)
Biological process (GO): regulation of transcription by RNA polymerase II
Cellular component (GO): transcription regulator complex; nucleus
Molecular function (GO): DNA binding
Source: RefSeq, a predicted model, not a curated record